ACCCUGACACACACUCACACUCGGAGGAGACAGAUCCAGAGUAGAAGCUACUACCUGAGAAGGGAACAUUUAUUUUUUAUAAAGCAGGACACACAUAUUCAAGGUCAAAGAUGCAGGUUUGUACAGUCUUGGAAAAAUGUGGUGAAAAUGUGGUGGGAGCCGAGCUGAGCUGCUGCGUCAGGGAGCAGAACGUUUCCCAGAAAGAGAGCUACAGUGCUGAUUGGCACAGCGUUAAUAUGAGAACGCAGCAUGAGGACCGCCAGUCCAUGAAGAUGUCAGAUGAUUCCCGGCGGGAGACACUUUCCCGUUACUGGCGCUCCCGUCCCCUUUCCCAGCAAUGUCCUUCAGGCGUCCUGCGUGUCGGCACUGUGGAGUCUGGCAUGGGUGAGCACCGACUGCUACCCUACAGAAACACUCUUCCUCUACCCAUCUUCAAGCCUACCGAGCUGGGUGUGAGGUUGGGCCGCGGUGCCCCUCACAACCUGGAUGACAUUCCAAGUGCACGUGUACCUGAUGGAGCAUGUCCGACCAAGAGAGACAUCCUGGAGAUCACACGAGACCUGCCGCCUGUCAAACCCCUUCGUAUGGAGUUCUCCAAGGCUCCCAGAACCCUCGGGAGGUCCGUGUCUCAAGAGGCUCAGAGAGGGUGAAGAGAGAGAGAUGGAGCAAAAGGAGGAUAAGGAAAUGAAUGGAUGGACUUGUAUAACCUGUGAAAGAGUGAUGAGGAAAAGGGACUGAUGCAGCAAUUGUAGCUAGACAAUGUAAGCAGUACAAAUGUUAUACACUGUCGUGACGUAGUGAUGAAACUUAAGAGAAUGCGGGUGAUUUUGUAAAUAUUUUCUUUUAUCUAGAUAUUUAUGUUAUUUUUGUAUUGAAAAGUUUAAAAAAACAGUAUUGUGUUCUAGUUGCUUGAGAAUUAUAUGACUGUAUAACAGUAUAAGUGGAGAGAGAGAGAGAGACAGAGAGAGAGAGAGAGAGAGAGAGAGAGAGAGAGAGAGAGAGAGAGAGAGAGAGAGAGAGAGAGAGAGAGAGAGAGAGAU
Molecule: messenger RNA, 1040 nt
Organism: Tachysurus fulvidraco (yellow catfish)
Lineage: Eukaryota; Metazoa; Chordata; Actinopteri; Siluriformes; Bagridae
Product: titin-cap (telethonin)
Exons: 2
Coding region: 111-650 (179 amino acids)
Biological process (GO): skeletal muscle contraction; sarcomerogenesis; skeletal muscle thin filament assembly
Cellular component (GO): Z disc
Molecular function (GO): protein-macromolecule adaptor activity; titin binding; structural constituent of muscle
Source: RefSeq, a predicted model, not a curated record